Messenger RNA from Insectozyma verbasci, 1845 nucleotides. NCBI's taxonomy places the organism in Eukaryota, Fungi, Ascomycota, Pichiomycetes, Serinales, Debaryomycetaceae. The record is from the annotation of a GenBank genome assembly.
AUGUCAACAUUACAUUCAAAUCCAAUAAUACCAAGACUUGGACCAAAUAAUAAUAUAACAAGUACAACACCAAUUGAAAAUCAUUCACUUAUUCAUGAUCCGCAUAAUAAUUUUCCACCUAUAGCUCCCAACCAGACCAAUAAUCAAAAUAAUAAUAAUAAUAAUAAUAAUAAUAAUGGUAGCACUGGAACCUACCAAAGUCCAUAUCCAACAGAGAAUACACCAGCAGAUGUUCAAGAAUCAUUAAGAUUAAUUGAAGAUUUAAAAUUUUUUUUGGCUACGGCACCAGCAAAUUGGCAAGAAAAUCAAGUUAUUAGAAGAUAUUAUUUAAAUAAUGAUGAAGGUUUCGUCAGUUGUGUAUUUUGGAAUAAUUUGUACUUUAUAACUGGUACUGAUAUUGUUAGAUGUAUUGUUUAUAAAUUUGAACAUUUUGGUAGAAAGAUUAUUGAUAGAAAGAAAUUUGAAGAAGGUAUAUUUUCAGAUUUAAGAAAUUUAAAAUGUGGUAUUGAUUCAGUUUUAGAACCUCCAAGAUCAGAAUUUUUAGAAUUUUUAUUUAGAAAUUCAUGUUUAAGAACUCAAAAGAAACAAAAGGUAUUUUUUUGGUUUAAUGUUCCACAUAAUAAAUUAAUGGCUGAUGCAUUAGAAAGAGAUUUGAAAAAGGAAAGACAAGGUCAAAAGCCAACUACAAUAGCAGCUAGAGAACCAGCAUUAAGUUUUCAAUAUGAUGAAAAUUCAAAUUUAUUUAAUCAAUUGGCUAAAUAUAUGGAAACUAAAAAGAAAAUUAAUGAUUCAUAUGUAUUUGAACUAUCACCUGAUAAUAAUGCAAUUCCUACAACUACAACUAGAAGACCUAAUGGGCCAUUACCUACUGCUGAAUCACCAUUAAAACCAACCAAGAGAGGUAGAAAAUCAAUUAAAAAAUCACAACCAAAUGAAGAUGAUGAAGAAGAUGAUUUUCCAUUGGAUUAUUUUGAUACCCAUCAACCAAAUCAAAAUUAUUAUCAAGAAGAAUAUGCUACACUGUAUCAUAAUAAUUAUUUGGAUGAUAAUUAUGAUAAUUUCAUAGAUGCAUCAACAUUAUUCCAACAUUCAAAUACAAAUCAAGUUGUUUUUAAUGAUGACUAUUUAAUUGAACAAGCUCAACCAAUAAAAACACCAUUAACUUCAACUGUACCAAAUACAAAACCAACAAAAUUAACAAUAAGAAAUAAUGAAGAAGUUUAUUUACCGCAUCCACAUCAACAACCAUUAUAUAAUAAAUUAUUCCCACCAAGUUAUAUAAGAGUUACAAAUCCACCAUUAGCAUCAGAACCAUAUCAAGCAUCAUCAAAUUUGAAACCAAUUUUACAUAAUCCAACACAAGUUCAACAACAACAACAAUUACAACCGUUACCACCACCUCCUCCUCCACCUCCAGGUUUUUACGAUUCAAAUCAAAGUUAUGAAAGUUCAUCAUAUUAUUAUAAUCGACCAGAAGUUGAUUAUCGUCAACCAGGUUUUCAACCACCACAACCAAAAAAUAUACCAAUGGCCAAUUCAUAUUCACCAACUCAAACAAAUCAACAAUCAAUUCAAGCAAUGUAUCAUUUAUCUUCUCAAACUACACCUAAAUCAAGUGAUGGUUCACAAUCUCGACAAAGAGAAUUACAAUCAACUAUACAAUUUAGAUCAACUACACCACAAAAGAUAUCAAAUUCAUUAAAGAAGAAAAGAUCAACACAAUCUAUAAAAGGUGGUAUUAAUAAGAAAACAAGUGAAAAGGAAAAGAAAAAGACUACACCAUCAACUGAAAAACUUUUGAAUACAAAAGCCUCGAAGAUUGCUGUUAAUAAAGAUGAUCAAUAG